UAUGCACAUGUACUUUAUUUUAUCUUAUUUUGUUUUGUUUUUUGUUCUUUGUUAGUAAGAUUCCUACGGGUUAAUCACGUGAUGAAAUAAAGCGCAGUCAUAAGGCACGUCACAAUCACAUAUUGUGACGUCAUUAAAAUCGAGUUCGACUGUCGUGAAGGCCGUGUUUUGACUGAAGAAAAGAGAUGGAAAAUCAAAAACCGUAUUUCUGUUCAUUGACGGAAGGGGAAAGAAGAGAGAUUCAAGAAAUCGGAGCAUUGGGGCGAAUGAUGAAAACUCUGAAAAUGAUCGAAGAGAUGGAAGCUGUCGGCGGGAAGUUCUUUGACUCUGUCGAUACAGCAGCUACUCACGCUUCCAUCAUCCUCCAGUACCAGGAAAUGAAGAAGUUUCUGGAGACAAUGCAGAAGAUUGAAAUAGAGACCUUCAUUCCUCGGAAAUUGUUUCUCUUCAACGUCUUGGAAAUGAAACUAGAUGGAAUGACGAAUACUACUACAUGUAGCAAUGGCACUGCAGACAAGGCCCGUUCUGUUCACAAGGUCCGUCCUGUUCAGAAGUGCCCAUCCCGGUUUGCCUUCAUCAGUACCUCUGGACGUACACCGGAUAUAAAUUCUUAUGAGAUAUUCGAACCCAAGAAGACUUGGAGACAGAAAAUCCUGAGAUUUUUCAGACGCUGAAAAGGGAGACUUUUGUGUUGAUGAUACUGAUGAUCACAAAAGCGAUGAACAAUUUACUUUUAAAAUUUUUGAUAUUUAAAGAAUCCGUGCCAAAACUUAUCCCAAACAUUUUUUUGAUUUUGUGAGGCAAACUAUCAUGUGAAAAGGAUAUUUACUUACUCCUCGCUUUAUGAUGAUGAUGAUGAUGAUGAUGAUGAUGAUGAUAAUGAUUACUCUGUGUCCGAACCCCAUGUCUUUUCUCGCCUUGAAAAUGUCCCAAAACGUUUGAAGAACUAAUACCAAUUAUUAAACGCACCAAGAUGCACUCUUUGAUGAUGAAGAAUUUGGAUCUCAUACCAUAUGAUGAUGAUGUUGAUGAUGCUGAUGAUGAGAGGUUGCAAUGAUGAUCAGCAUUAUGUCUAACAAGAUUGAUAUCCUAACGAUUAUGACCAUGGCGAUGAUAUCUAUACAGUAUCUCUAUUCAUUCACAUAUCUCGUGAUUUGUGCCUUUUAUCUUUGUGCCAUAAUCAAACCAUGUGACAAAACUUUUUGAGAAAUACAUGCAUAGGAGAUUAUAAUUUUAGGAAGAUGGUGCGGAAAACUAAAGACUACCACUGGACCUAUUUAAUAAUGCAUUUUUUAAAAGUAUUAAUUGAGUAAAGAGCCUCGUUAACAUAUUCAAUUGUGUGUGC
Messenger RNA from Magallana angulata, 1345 nucleotides. RefSeq lists its product as uncharacterized. NCBI's taxonomy places the organism in Eukaryota, Metazoa, Mollusca, Bivalvia, Ostreida, Ostreidae. The record is from RefSeq and is a predicted model, not a curated record. The coding region runs from base 186 to 674 and encodes 162 amino acids. The transcript is spliced from 6 exons.